UGUGCUCCAUUCGAGCUCGGUCUUUGCUUUCCUCCUGCGGGUAACCGCUCUCCUUUCGUUCUCUAUAUUUGCAGGAUCAACUGAAGAAAAAUGACAGUUCUAAAGAGAUACGUGUUGAGGUUGUUCAUAUCAUUAAAGUACGUCACGGCCAAUGUCGUGGACAGGAAUAAUGGGAGGAUUGUGGCGACAGCAUCAACAGUUGAACACUUCAUUAAGAACUCUCUGGAGUGUGGCAGAUCUUGCAAUGCCAAGGCUGCAGGUGUCAUUGGAGAGGUGUUGGCAAUGCGACUUAAGGUGGAGGGUCUUGAGCACGGACUGGGUAGGGGUAUUCAUGUGGACAUAAACAAGGAGAUAGAGAAGAAAGGCUUUAAGAACAGAACAAAGAUCUGGGCCGUCAUCAAUGCAUUAAAGAACAAUGGAGUCAAACUCAUACUUGACGAAAAUGAGGAUCAUGCUCGACCAAGUUGUUGAACAACUUCGUAGUUGUCUCUGAUCUGCGUGGAAAUUAACCAUCUUGCCAAACGCGGUCACAUAGAAGCAUGAUCAUGCAUGAGAUCUGCAGAAAAGGUGCACUCCAUUCUGAGUAUCCAAGUUCAAGGCAUCUUUUUCCACAAUUCCCGCAGUGGGCUGCUUAUUCAAGCAGGGUCUGGGAAAUUUAUAAGAUGCAAAGAAUGCCUAGACAUGUUGCUCUCACCGAGGACUGAGUACAUUCGUGCCCCAUUUGAGUACAAAGUAACGGUAACUACCGUUUGUUAAUCAAUAUAAUUGGGAAAUGCAAAGUCUCUGUAUACAUGUCCUGUUUUGAACGGGAAAACAAAUUGUAGUUGUUCUCUGUUG
Molecule: messenger RNA, 837 nt
Organism: Rhodamnia argentea
Lineage: Eukaryota; Viridiplantae; Streptophyta; Magnoliopsida; Myrtales; Myrtaceae
Exons: 2
Coding region: 91-471 (126 amino acids)
Biological process (GO): translation
Cellular component (GO): ribosome
Molecular function (GO): structural constituent of ribosome; 5S rRNA binding
Source: RefSeq, a predicted model, not a curated record